Molecule: messenger RNA, 799 nt
Organism: Metschnikowia bicuspidata var. bicuspidata NRRL YB-4993
Lineage: Eukaryota; Fungi; Ascomycota; Pichiomycetes; Serinales; Metschnikowiaceae
Exons: 1
Coding region: 128-661 (177 amino acids)
Biological process (GO): protein targeting to vacuole; late endosome to vacuole transport via multivesicular body sorting pathway
Cellular component (GO): fungal-type vacuole membrane; Vps55/Vps68 complex
Source: RefSeq, a predicted model, not a curated record
GGUGGGGGGACGAAUGCAGUGAUAUGCCCACGCACACACCCGUGCACCACGACAACACUAUCGUCUCCGCCUCUUUCGGGCACGGGCUCCAGCUCACGGCAAGAAACCUACUUCAUUAUACCUCGUCAUGGAACAGCCCAGAAGCUUAUUUCGAUUGAAUGCGGCGCUGCUCCGCCUUCCAAAAUCUCAAAAAUUAAGAUCCAUUGGCAUCUACGUAGCUGGUGCUCUUUUUGCCAUCGGGUUAUGGUCCAUGGUAGACGCCGCUAUCUAUUCCAAAACUGUGAAUGCAAGUGUUGUCCACGUUACAUUUGUUGACUGGAUCCCUUUCAUAUGCUCCAUGCUUGGAAUGCUCAUUGUCAAUUCUAUCGAAAAAUCGAAUUUGUUCUCCGAAGGCCAGAACCUGUUUUUGGGCGACGGGAGCGGCAACGCCUGGGCAGCCAGGGUGAUUCUCUUUUUCGGGUUUUCGCUUUUGGCUGGUGGUUUGGCAGGGUCAUUUAUGGUGUUCAUCUUGAAGUUCUUGAUGAAACAAUACACAUUCCCCACGUUGGGCAUGGGUGUGUCGAACAUCAUCUGUAACGGCUCAAUUAUGUUGAGUUGUAUUAUUUUGUGGUUAUCGCAGAAUAUAGAAGACGAGUACAGUUAUAGCUUGGCAUUGAAUUAAGUGAUACGGCACAUGUUCGACUACGGCUGGUCCAAUCGGGGCUUUGCGCCUGAAUCCCCCUUGAACAAUAGGCACUUGAAGCAAGAUACUACCCAGUGAAGUGAACAGAAGUAGCGGGUUUUGUGAGAAUGCAAUAAA